AUGUCUGUGGCGGGGCUGAAGAAGCAAUUCCACAAAGCCACUCAGAGAGUGAGUGAGAAGGUCGGAGGAGCUGAAGGAACAAAGCUCGAUGUGGACUUCACUGAAAUGGAAAAGAGGGUGGACACCACUGCCCGAGCAGUGCUGGACAUAAUGACCAAGACCACGGAGUACCUGCAGCCAAACCCAGCCACCAGAGCCAAAAUGAGCAUGAUAAAUUCCAUGUCUCGCAUGCGGGGCCAGGAAAAGGGACCAGGCUACACACAGACUGAAACUCUCCUGGGGGAGGCCAUGCAGAGGUAUGGCAGGGAGCUCGGAGAAGAUUCCAACUUCGGGGUUGCCCUGAUCGAUGCUGGGGAAGCCAUGCGUGAAUUGAGUGAAGUCAAGGAUGCUCUGGACAUGGAGGUGAAGCAGAACUUCAUCGAUCCACUGCAGAACCUCCAUGAAAAAGAUCUCAAGGAAAUUCAACACCACCUGAAGAAAAUGGAGGGUCGACGUCUGGACUUCGACUAUAAGAAAAAACGUCAGGGCAAAGUGACAGAAGACGAGAUCAAACAAGCACUGGAGAAAUUUGAUGACUCCAAGGAGAUUGCCGAGCAGAGCAUGUUCAACCUGUUGGAGAGUGACAUUGAACAGGUGAGCCAGCUGGCUGCGUUAGUCCACGCUCAGGUGGAGUAUCACUCCCGGGCUGCUGAGAUCCUCACACAGCUCUCCAGCAAGAUCGACGAGCGGAUAAGGGACACCUCUAAUAAACCGAGGAAAGAGUACGCGCCGAAACCGCGUACGUCCCUGGACUUCUCCAUCAGCGAGAACCACAAUGGAGGCAUGCAUGGUGCUCGCUCUCCAGGUGCAAGGUCUCCAGCAAGAUCUCCAGCCAGGUCUCCAGCUCCCUUGGACCAGCCUUGCUGCCGUGCUCUGUAUGAUUUUGACCCUGAGAAUGAAGGCGAGCUGGGCUUCAAGGAAGGCGACAUCAUCACCCUCACCAACAAGAUUGAUGACAACUGGUACGAGGGGAUGCUGCAUGGCAAUUCGGGCUUUUUCCCCAUCAACUAUGUGGAUAUCCUGGUGCCGUUGCCCAACUAAGAUGUCAAGACUCCCAGCUGCGUCUGUGACACGCCGUGGCCCUCCGGUUCCUGUAUUCCUUCUAACCUUUUCCUAAACAGUCCUUCCAACUACCUUCACUCAUCUUUAAAGGAGUUAAAAGAGCAACGACACACACAAAAAAGAUGUGAACAAGCGUGAUGGAGCUGAGGGCGAGUACACACCAAAUGAGGAAAAAUCUGCAUUGAUAAAUUUGCUUCUCCCUAUCCCAACAGGCACCUUCAGGCUUCCGUAGUCCUUUCAGCCACUCCUAACCUCUUUUGUCUUGGUUUAAGUUAGCUGUCAGUCCGUCAUGAGUUUAUCAGAACAGCGAAUUCACACUUUCUCAUCUUUGUUUUUUUUUCUUCAGAAAUCUCUACAGUAGAUAGAAACCUUUCUCUCAUUGACAACAGUAGACAAAAAAACGGUCCAUGUGAUUCAUGUUUGUUAGAGACUGUAGAUCAAGCAUGUAUUCUGGCAUUCUAACGUUUUUGUUAUAGAAAUAUGUUAAGCUGAGUAGUUUUGGAUAUUCCUCUUUUUGAUGUUGUCUCUUGACAUGUUCGGACAGUUGCUAAGGAAACCACUUCUCUAUCAUACCCCAAAGAUUCUGUCUGACAGCCGAUAACCAGUAUUAGGCUAACUCCAGUGUGUUUGUUUUUCACAACAUGUGCAAAUGAUCAUGUUGUAUAAGACUUAGAUACCAAAGUCAGAUCAGUGUCAGAAAAUCUACAUGAUGCAACAUGGUGAGGCUCACCGUCUUCAAUUGUUUGGGGGGGGGCUCUUCUCCAAAGUAUAAUGUAACAUAUCUGAGCCAGUUCAGUGAUGACAUGGUGUGCAAAAACAUAAAUUGUGAAGUUUAAACUGUUCUAAUUGAUGUAAUAAAACUAUGGUGCACAAGUUUUAGUCCUCCAAGGUGUGCUUUAUACGGCAAUGAAAUGUGAUUGAUGUAUUUCGACACAGUAACUUGAAGGCCUGCUCAGUGGGGCAGUUUGUUGUGCACCUGUGGGUGCAGCUCUGUUUGCUGCAUCCCUGCUGGUCCUAUUUAUAUUCUGUAGUUUAGCUGUAGAUUAUGCUAGAUGUGAACACUAUCAGGUGGACAAAAAAGUGUGCAAAACGGCCGAGUGGAUUGAGAGGUAGUUUUCGUUUUAGUGGAUUCUUUUUUUUUUUUAUCACUCAUUGAAAAUGAUACAACUCCCAAUUAACACCCAUUUUCUUUGUUGUAAUACACACAAUUAUUUGUUGUAUUACCUUUUGUAACGCAUUUCAGACCCCAGAUAAUACACACUUGUGAUGUUACUCUGACUUGGGACUGUGCUGGGGACUUCUUUAAAAUCUAAAACUUCAAUCCACCCAGGCUAUAUGUUUUAAUCAGUGUGCCCACUUCUGUUCUCUCUGCGUCGGUAUCAUAUCAAACCUUUUGCAAAUAAGUUUUCACAGCAGCAAUAUUGUUUGUUUUCACACAUUUUAUAAUGUUGUGCAUGCGAUUUCGAGGAAGAGGUGCAAAUCUGGAUGUCCAUACUUUACAGAGGACUUUUGUUGCGUUUUAUUUUUUGAAUACCCUUGCAGCUGUGGUACUGUGCUGUCUCUGGCAGAUCAAACAUUAAAUGGCAAAUCUGUUACACUCAAAAGAGCUAUAAGAAUUAAUGCAAAAUCAGCUGAGGCAUGUUUAGUUCUGUUUGUUUUUUUCAGCGGGAAGCACAAUGUUGAACUGACGGUUUGCUUAGCUGGGUUGAGAAGAGUAGUGACACAGUUUGAGGAGGUCUUUUUUAUUUAAGGCAAAUUACCUUCUUUCUCUCUUUCACUUUUUUUAAAAGAUCCUGUGUAUCUUUGCCCUCAAUGAGGACUGUACAGCUUUUUGUGUUUUGUUUUCACCUUGUGUGUGUAUAGUCUCGCAUCUACAGUAACGUAUCUUAUUUUUGUAACUGUGACAAAAGUAUAUACAUAAAGUAUAGGUGUAUAUAAGCAGUAUAUUACCCAGAAGUGAUGAUGCAGGGGGGAUUCACAUGAUUGCUGCACAUGAUUGUCUUUGAAAUGUUUUUGUGUUUUUGUUUUGUUUCUGUUUUAUUUUAUUCUUGCACUGGAUUCUACAAAUGUAAGCUUGAUGUAAAAAAAAAAAAAAA
This is a messenger RNA of Menidia menidia (Atlantic silverside), 3197 nucleotides long. The record is from the annotation of a GenBank genome assembly. NCBI's taxonomy places the organism in Eukaryota, Metazoa, Chordata, Actinopteri, Atheriniformes, Atherinopsidae.